GGCUGACGCGUCAGCGCAGCAUAAGAUGCACUGCGCAACCGCAUUGGCUUCCCUUACGAUAUGUGCUGCCUGGCCACCGCCUUCCAUCCAUCCGAGCUGCCACCCCUUCGCCUUCUUCCCAGUCCUCCCUACCCCUCAGCAUCCCAACCGUGCUACCCACCCCUCAGCCUCCGAUGCUGCAUGAAGGAUUUCCCCCUCUUCCCGCGGGAUACUCAUGAUAAAUGGACUGAGACGCUCGCUCUAAAUUGAUGCGCUAAUGACAUUUUAUUUAGUCUUCAAAUAUGAAUCAUGCGUCUGAUAUUCCAUCUGUGUCUGCUCGCUAGCAUAUUUAUUUCCUUGCCAUCUUACAUCGCCUCAACCUCAACGUUUUCCAGCUCCAUACAGAAUGAGGAUCUCAGGGAUCAGCAGGUGUCUGAGACCCCGCGAGAAGCGACAGCAGCAGCACCGGUCAAUUCCACGGGUAGAAUAAAUGGAGAGUACGAGGUCACCGUCACAUAUCCCUUCCGGCUCAUCUACUACUUGAAUGAGGAGUCGGAGAGCACGUAUCAUGACUUGGACACUCGGGCGAGGAGCCAGGCCAGUGUUGGACAGGAUGUCCACCUGGCCCAAGCAAGUUUCCAGCUGGACGCCUUUGGCACAACAUUCACUUUGGACCUUACAUUGAACAAUGAUCUGCUCUCUUCAGAUUAUAUGGAAAUCCACUAUGACAAAGAUAAGCCAGUUCUCUCCAGGGGCGGGGAACACUGCUACUACCACGGCCACGUGAGAGAAAAAGAAGACUCCCGUGUAGCUUUGUCCACCUGCAACGGGCUUCAUGGGAUGUUUGAUGAUGGUGACUUUGUCUAUCUCAUCGAGCCUCUGAAACAGACGCACACCGUGGAAACAGACGCACGACCCCAUACUUUGCGUCGAACAUCAUCGCUCCAUGUGACCUCUGUCCCAGGUGACUGGGUUGAGGAAAAAGAAGAGGAGAAGGGUAUUUUUGCUGGCAUGCCUUGGCUAAAGCGAAGGAGGAAAAGAGCUAUGCCACGUAACAUUUUUGAGGAAAUGAAGUAUCUGGAAAUAAUGAUUGUCGCUGACCACAACACGUUUAAAAGGCAUAAGAGUAAAAAGCAUACCCGGAAUUUUGCCAAAUCAGUGGUCAACUUUGUAGACGCUAUUUUUAAGGAGCAGCUGAAUACGCGUGUGGUAUUGGUUGCUGUUGAGAUUUGGACCGACAGGGACCGGAUUCCGCUGAACGUGAAACCAUUGGAAAUGCUAAGAGACUUCUCAAAGUACAGACAACAGAACAUUAACAUCAACGCUGAUGCCGUGCACCUCUUCACUAAUGUGACAUUUCAUUACGGUCGGAGUGGUGUUGCAUAUAUUGGUGGUGUGUGUUCCAAAGGAAGAGGAAUUGGUGUUAAUGAGUUUGGCAGCACAUGGACAAUGGCUGCCUCUCUCUCUCAGAGCUUAGCACAGAAUCUGGGCAUCCAGUGGGAUCCUGUGAUCAGGAGGAAGGAGUGUGGCUGCAUGGAUUCAUGGGUGGGAUGUAUAAUGGAAGACACUGGAGUGCAACACCCACGCAGGUUUUCCAAAUGCAGCAUCUCUGACUACAGGAACUUUCUUCUGAGAGGAGGUGCUUCAUGUCUGUUUAACAAGCCAAACAAGCUCUUUGAGGCUACAGAAUGUGGAAAUGGUUACGUGGAAGUGGGAGAGGAGUGUGACUGUGGGGCUCGAAUGGAGUGCUAUAAAGACUGCUGUAAAAAAUGUUCUUUGUCUAAUGGAGCACACUGCAGUGACGGCCCCUGCUGCAACAACACAUGCCUGUUCUACCCACGGGGAUACAGCUGUCGAUAUGCUGUAAAUGAUUGUGACAUAUCAGAGACUUGUUCAGGAGACUCGGGACAGUGCCCCCCUAAUCUCCAUAAGCAAGAUGGCUACUCUUGUCAACUCAAUCAGGGUCGCUGUUACAGUGGGGAAUGUAAGACCCGGGACAGCCAGUGCAAAUACAUCUGGGGUCCAAAGGCUGGAGGGUCAGAGAAGCACUGCUAUGAGAAGUUAAAUACAGAGGGGACAGAAAAAGGGAACUGUGGGAGAGAUGGAGACAAAUGGGUGCCCUGCGGCAAACAUGAUGUCUUCUGCGGUUACCUGCUGUGCACUAACAUUGGGAGAAUCCCAAGGAUCGGGACCCUUAAAGGGGACAUCAGUCCCACCACCUUUAACCAUCAGGGGCGACUGGUGGACUGCAGUGGGGGACACGUCCUGUUGGAUGAUGACACUGAUCUAGGGUAUGUCGAAGAUGGUACGCCGUGUGGUCCCUCUAUGAUGUGCCUUGAGCGGAAAUGUCUAUCCAUCUCCUCUCUGAACCUCACAGCCUGUCCGUCUGGCCCGGCUGGCCGAGUCUGCUCUUCUCACGGCGUGUGCAAUAAUGAAGCAACCUGCACCUGUGAUGCUACAUGGGCAGGGACUGACUGCAGCAUGCAUGACCCCCCAAAAGAGCCACCCGUCAUCGAGGACCCGGGUCCCAAGGGUCCUAGUGCCACCAACCUUAUCAUAGGCUCCAUCGCAGGGGCCAUCCUGAUGGCAGCCAUAGUGCUGGGGGGGACGGGAUGGGGAUUUAAGGUGAGAGUUUGAGCGGAGAGGGGUGGAGGUUGUGUCGUAGGCAGCCUUUGUGCCAUGGCUGGCUGCCACGCCCUCUUAUCUCCCGGAAGGCCCUGGGCCCCACUGAAAACCUAGAACAGAGCAAGAGCCCUCACCCCCCACCCGGACUCGCCCGCCACCGCUGCCUUUACUGCCUGCUUCACAGAGACCUGGUACAGACACACGCGCUGCACUGCACCUGCAUGUUACCCCAGUCACCCCCCUACACUGCGAUAGUGGCGUCUCCUUUCUAAUCUCUCUAUGGACAGGUGCAUGUUAAACUGCUGGGAUGCCCCACAUCAAGCCACGCUACGGGGAGGAUGUGUCAAACCCCUGUUGUUGUUGGUGUUGUUGCAGUUCUUGUUGCCUUUCUUGUUGUUCCUGGUGGUAUCGUGGUAGUUCAUGUUGUGGGUGUGACGUCCUUUUCUGACCCUUGAUGUUGUACACUCUUCUUGCUGUUUUCUAUGUCUAUGUUCGUGUUUUCUCCCAGGAGGUAAUGUUCUUUUUCCACAUCCCUUGUUGUCUUUCUAACACAUACUCACCCUGCAGUCAGCGGAGGGACACUCUGUGUCUCUCCUUGCUGCUGUGAAGAACCGCCAUUUUUACCCGCCGCAACCCGACGGCAUUAGGAGUCAAAACUACAUGUUAUGAGUAGCUUUUGGUAAAUAAUUUGAAUUGAUUAAGAAGCUGAUGAAACGACUACCAUGUGGUUGCUGCGGGUUAAGGCGGUAAGAUGAGCAGCAAAUUGUAUGUUGAUGUCUCUGGCAUUGCCUGCACUAACCCCCCUCUCGUUUUUUUUGUCAUGUUUGUCCUCAUCACCAAGAAAUGUCAAGAAAAGACGAUAUGACCCUAAUGCCAGUGCCAUCUAAAGGCUAAGAUAACUGCAUCCUUGCCUAAUGUGCCCCUGGGUUCCGACAGAACCCGCUGGACUGUACCCUCUCCUGCUGUUGACGCUGCUGCCGACGGCGUUGGCGUUACUUGAAUAAAAAAGGACAGCAAGCAAGAGAAGAAAGAACAUUUUGGUCGAACAUUUUUCAUCCAAAGUCAUGUAGAACUUCUCUAGAGCUGUUCCUUUGCCCUCUGCCCCUGAGCAUCCACACUGAACUGUUUAGCAACCCUGAAAACUGGUAGUGGAUGGUACCACUCAUCAGGCCAUGACUUCCUGUUUACAUGCCCCCAACCUACGGUUCUGACCCAGGCAUGACCAGCUUCAGCUGUGGACCUCGCAUGGCAGAGGAUGGACACCAAUUCAAGACUAUUGUUCAUUUUAAAAAAGAAUGAUUUGAAGUGUGAGUAGGCUGGUAACAUAUCCAUGUGUUUUUCAAAAGGCUAAAUGACCACACCCUAUGAGCGUGACCCAUAUCGGACAAACAUUUCAAGACAUAAUUAUAAUUUUUUUUGUUAUUCCAGCAUGUUAUAUUGCAGGCAUUUUCUGUAGUAUUAAUGAAACAAAGAAACCCAAACAAAAAAAGUACAAAAAAAUGAUUUUUGGCCGGCAGCGUAUAGUGCUGCAUGAUGAAAUCACCACUGAUAUAUAUGCCUGAUGACAUCAAUUACUGUUCCACUUAAAAAAAAAUAAUAAAAUGAAAAAAAAAAACAACAACAAUUAAACUGUCUGGGCCCUGUAGGUCUGCCAUGACCUGAAUGCCAUCACUGGCCAAUCAGAGAGCUGCAUGAUGUAACUGCACUGGGGGCGGAGUCCACACAGCCUGCUGCGCUUUUCAAAGUAUCUGCAUGUCAAAGGAAAAACCGUUAACAUUUACUUACUAUGCAAAAGGGAAACACUGCACAAACAUUGGUUUGGUAAAGAAUUCUCAACUGAGUCUAAAAAUAGCGGAUUAUUAAAAAGGCAGUCUUUUAUAUGCUCGACCAUCUAUGUUUGACAUUAUAAUAAGCUUCUGAUUACUUAAAAUGAAUGUUUCUAUGAAAAUCUCAGCUUCUGAAAAUAUCAUUGUCAUCUGUGUGGGACAGCAUAAUUGAGUCACUUGUGAUAUUGAUUGAUAUAAUUAAUAUGGGCUGUUUAAGAAGAGGGAGCUCUGGUUUGGGGCUAAGUCACUGGAAUAAGAGCAGAGAGAGAGGGUGUUUUUCUAUACCAUCAUUGAUCUACACCAUCAGGUUUUUGAACUCAUCUUCUAAACCCUGAUCCCUUUUACAGCUAUCUCAUGUUCCCAUGGAAACAUUGUCAAAACAACACUUAAUUAUAAUAAAGAAUUUAUCAAAAA
Messenger RNA from Carassius auratus (goldfish), 4844 nucleotides. Its product is annotated as disintegrin and metalloproteinase domain-containing protein 23-like. The record is from RefSeq and is a predicted model, not a curated record. The transcript is spliced from 26 exons. Gene Ontology annotation, molecular function: metalloendopeptidase activity. The coding region runs from base 289 to 2616 and encodes 775 amino acids. Gene Ontology annotation, biological process: proteolysis. Gene Ontology annotation, cellular component: presynaptic membrane. Lineage: Eukaryota; Metazoa; Chordata; Actinopteri; Cypriniformes; Cyprinidae.